CGAAGGCGGUGGCGGCGAGGACGACGGAGACGGGCGUUGAGCUGAGGAGAGCUUCGGCGAGGUAUUCAAGAUGAAUCUUGAAAAACUCAGCAAACCUGAAUUACUGACACUAUUUAGCAUUCUUGAAGGGGAGCUAGAAGCCAGAGAUCUUGUCAUAGAAGCCUUAAAGGCUCAGCACAGAGAUACUUUCAUUGAAGAACGCUAUGGAAAAUACAACAUUAGUGAUCCAUUGAUGGCUCUUCAGAGGGAUUUUGAAGCAUUGAAGGAAGAAAAUUAUGGUGAUAAGCAGCCUGUUUGUGCCAAUCCCUUGUCCAUCCUGAAGGUAGUGAUGAAACAUUGCAAGAAUAUGCAAGAGAAAAUGUUGUCCCAAUUAGCUGCUGCAGAGAGCAGGCACAGAAAGGUAAUCUUGGAUCUCGAAGAAGAAAGGCAGCGGCACGCCCAAGAUACUGCUGAAGGAGAUGAUGUCACAUACAUGCUGGAAAAGGAGCGAGAGCGGCUUACACAACAGCUGGAAUUUGAAAAGUCCCAGGUGAAGAAGUUUGAGAGAGAGCAGAAAAAGCUGGCUAGCCAGUUGGAAGAGGAACGCACACACCACAAGCAGCUUUCUUCCAUGCUUGUGUUGGAGUGCAAGAAAGCCACAGCCAAAGCUGCAGAGGAGGGCCAGAAGCUUGGGGAACUAAACAUGAAGCUGGAGAAGGAAAGAAGCAAAGUGAUCCACCUGGAGGAGGAGCUAGCAGCCAAGAAGAAGAGGGGCUUGCAAAUAGAGGCACAGGUAGAGAAGCAGCUAUCUGAGUUUGACAUUGAACGGGAGCAACUGAGAGCUAAACUGAACCGGGAAGAGAACCGCACCAAGGUCCUGAAAGAAGAAGUAGAGAAUCUGAAGAAAACACUGAAAGAAUUAGAGGCUUCUUACAAAGCUGGCAGCAACAAGGUUGAGAACACACCACCAAAUGUCCCGAUGGUGUCCACAGCUACUGUCACAGAGGGCUCUUCAGGCAGGUCAGUCGCUUGCCAGACAGGAAGUUCCUUGACAGAAAGCUCCAGCCAGGGAAAUACUGUCAGAGUGGCACACAUGUUAACCCCCAGCUCUGCUACAGCUCCCUAUCUUUAUGCCAAGGCAAAUGGGCACUGUGAUGCUGAUGUACAAACAAGUGUGGAGUCAGGUCAGCCCAGUUUAGAUAAUCUGCAGAAGGGCAAGUCUGUUGGAACAACUACUGAGACUGCCAUAGAAAAUAGCAGCUCCCCAGUAAGAACAGAGUCACUUUCCCCUUCAGUCCCACCAAUCCCUUCCAGUGGGAUAUCCUUAUCUCCAAGCAACACAGCUUCUUCAUCUCUGACAUCCUCCCCAUGCUCCUCUCCAGUCUUGACUAAACGUUUGGUUGGAACAUCAGCCAGCAGCCCCAGCUACCAAUCUUCCUACCAAGUGGGAAUCAAUCAGCGCUUCCAUGCUGCUCGUCACAAGUUCCAGUCCCAAGCCGAUCAAGAUCACCAAUCAAGUGGCCUCCAGAGUCCUCCGUCCAGGGAUCUGUCACCCACCCUUGUUGAUAAUUCUGCCGCAAAGCAGCUCGCACGCAAUACAGUUACUCAGGUUCUGUCCAGGUUCACCAGUCAGCAGGGUCCUAUCAAGCCAGUCUCUCCUAACAGCUCACCCUUUGGCACAGACUACCGAAACCUUGCCAAUGCCAUGAGCCCCAAAAGUGAGUCUAGCCCCGGCAAAGUCUCUAGCCCGCUGAGUCCACUGUCACCUGGAAUUAAGUCACCAACCAUACCCAGAGCAGAAAGAGGGAAUCCUCCACCGAUUCCUCCAAAGAAACCUGGUCUGGCUCCGUCUCCAGCCACUCCCACUCCACCAGCUAAAACCUCUUCUCAGGCUUCCUCUCUAGGGUCUCCUGUGGACUUGGCAAGUAGCUGCUCAAGCAAUGCUGUUGUAGCCAAUGGGAAAGAAAUUGAAAUUUUAUUGCCAACCAAUAGCUAGUCUCUAGAGUAGAAAGUAACAUUCCAAGUGUUUGUCAUUCCUUGAUCUGAAACCCUGUCUUAUCCUCUCCAUGUUAUUUAUUUGGGUAGGAACAACAUCUGUUUGUAUAACACAUUUAGUGUAUCUCCCUUUGUUUUAUAUUACGUAGAAAAUAAUGCGACUUGUGUACAACCUUUAAACACUAGAAUCUUGAGGUGUCUCAUGGCAGCAGGCACAUCAAACAAAGAGAAGCAGUUGAUUUCCCAUGCUGGGAGCUGACCGGUGGACUAUAACAACAAAACCCUUGUUUUUAAAUUAUACAAAAGAACACUCCAUGCAAACCUCCAUUCCAGACAGACAUUUUCUAAGAAGUGCCUGAGCUUAAGCCUGCAGAUAUGAAUGUGAUUCUCUGCAAAACCAGAAGGGAUCAUCCAGCUGCAAAAAGCACUGUUUCUCUGAAUCAUGAAUGUUGAAAUCAACACUGUUCUUAAUCCUUUCCAAUAUUUUUGUUAACAGUGUACUGUAAAAGGAAAUGUUCCAAAGGUGAUCGCUAGACUGGUCAAUUGUUUCCUUGCUAUGAACAAAGUCAUUUAAUGUAAAUGUAUUGUCAGGUGCACUUUGGCCCCGUUGCUGAGCUUUAUGCAACCCAAUCGUUUCCUAUGAUAUACCAGUGGUUGGUUUUUUUAAAAAACACACACACACACACCUUUGGGUGCUUUAAAAAAUCAGGGUGCCAAUUUUUCCCCAGUCAAGUAUCCAUUCCUUACAUAUUUCUCUCAAUAGAGAUAAAAUAGGUGAGACGAAAUCUUGAAGUGUUGGGUUAGUUUUUUAAAAAAAUAUUCUUCACGCAUUCUACUGUUGUGUGUAGAACUUCUGAGAGGAUCUUUGCUUAAAGAUCUUAAUAUUACUUGAAACAAGAAAUGGCUAGAAAUUCUAUACAGGUUUUUACAAUGGAAAGACAGGAUCGAUACUAGAGUGAUCCAAAGCAAUAACUUAAAAAUUGCUCACUAUGUAAUAAUACUGUUUGUCAAGCUGACAUAGGUCUUGCUGACUAAAUUGUGUUUGCUCAUACAAGACCACUGUCCUCUUGGCAGUACUGGAAACCAAAUCAUUAACUUUUCCCAUAGAGAUGCACAUAGGCAUAUGUACGUGUGUGUGUG
Messenger RNA from Elgaria multicarinata webbii, 3114 nucleotides. RefSeq names its product CTTNBP2 N-terminal like (gene CTTNBP2NL). The transcript is spliced from 5 exons. Gene Ontology annotation, molecular function: protein phosphatase 2A binding. The record is from RefSeq and is a predicted model, not a curated record. Gene Ontology annotation, biological process: protein dephosphorylation. Lineage: Eukaryota; Metazoa; Chordata; Lepidosauria; Squamata; Anguidae. The coding region runs from base 71 to 1975 and encodes 634 amino acids. Gene Ontology annotation, cellular component: actin cytoskeleton.